Messenger RNA from Neomonachus schauinslandi (Hawaiian monk seal), 3750 nucleotides. RefSeq names its product AF4/FMR2 family member 3 (gene AFF3). The coding region runs from base 1 to 3750 and encodes 1249 amino acids. Gene Ontology annotation, biological process: regulation of gene expression. Gene Ontology annotation, cellular component: super elongation complex; nucleus. Lineage: Eukaryota; Metazoa; Chordata; Mammalia; Carnivora; Phocidae. The record is from RefSeq and is a predicted model, not a curated record. The transcript has 23 exons.
AUGGCCAGCGCAUUUCUAUUAGCAGAUGAUGUGGGUGAAGACAUCUUAAACCAGAGGAAUGACUCUCUAGUUGUGGAAUUUCAAUCAUCAGCCAGCCGAUGCAGGAGUGUCUAUGAACCAGAUAGAAAUGUGUUACGGAGGAAAGAGCGAGAAAGAAGAAAUCAGGAAACUCAGCAGGAUGAUGGCACAUUUAAUUCGAGUUACUCCCUCUUCAGUGAACCCUACAAGACGAACAAGGGGGAUGAGCUCUCCAACCGGAUCCAGAAUACUUUAGGCAAUUAUGAUGAAAUGAAAGACUUUUUAACUGAUAGGUCUAAUCAGAGUCAUCUCGUUGGCAUUCCCAAACCUGGGGUUCCUCAGGCUCCUGUGAACAAGAUCGAUGAACAUUUUGUUGCAGAUUCAAGAGCCCAGACCCAGCCCUCGUCUGUCUGUAGCACUGCUUCUUCCACACCAGCCGCUGUCCCCGCACAGCAGAGUAAGAGGGGCACCAUGGGCUGGCAGAAGGCUGGGCACCCGCCAUCAGAUGGCCAACAGAGAGCAACACACCAAGGCUCUCUCAGGACCUUGCUUGGAGAUGGUGUUGGCAGACAGCAGCCACGAGCCAAACAAGUGUGCAAUGUAGAGGUGGGUCUUCAGACCCAGGAAAGGCCACCUGCUAUGGCAGCCAAGCACAGCGGCAGCGGACACUGUGUUCAGAACUUUCCUCCAUCCCUGGCUUCAAAACCCAGCCUGGUCCAGCAGAAACCAACUGCAUACGUGCGGCCGAUGGACGGCCAAGAUCAGGCUCCUGAUGAGUCGCCAAAGCUUAAGUCAUCCACAGAAACCAGUGUGCACUGCACGUCAUACAGGGGAGUCCCGGCCACCAAGCCAGAGUCCGCCAGAGCCAAGGCCAAGCUUUCCAAGUUCAGCAUCCCCAAACAAGAGGAGAGUAGAUCUGGAGACACAAACAGCUGUGUUGAAGAAAUAAUUCGGGAGAUGACCUGGCUCCCACCACUUUCUGCUAUUCCAGCACCUGGCAAAGUGGAACCAAGCAAAUUUCCAUUUCCAAAUAAGGACUCUCAGCUUGUUUCCUCCGGACACAAUAAUCCAAAGAAAGGUGAUGCUGAGCCAGAGAGUCCAGACAAUGGCACAUCGAAUACCUCAAUGCUAGAAGAUGACCUUAAGCUAAGUAGUGAUGAAGAGGAGAAUGAGCAGCAGGCAGCCCAGAGAACUGCUCUCCACGCUCUGUCUGACAGUGCCGUGGUCCAGCAGGCCAACUGCAGAGCCUCCGUGCCUUCCAGCAAGGGCAGUGGCAGCAGCAGCAGCGGAAGCGGCAGCAGCUCGUCCAGUGACUCGGAAAGCAGCUCUGGCUCCGACUCCGAGACCGAGAGCAGCUCGAGCGAGAGUGAGGGCAGCAAGCCUCCCCACUACUCCAGCCCCGAGGCUGAACCAGCGUCCUCUAACAAGUGGCAGCUGGAUAAAUGGCUAAACAAAGUUAAUCCCCACAAGCCGCCUAUUCUGAUCCAAAAUGAAAGCCACGGGCCAGAGAGCAAUCAAUACUACACUCCAGCGAAAGAGGAAGUGCAGGACUGUGGGAAACUUCCCGACGUUUGCCAAACCAGCCUGAGAGAGAAGGACAUCAAGAGCGCCUGCAAGGAGGAGCAGAGGCCAAGGACAGCGAACAAGGCCCCGGGGAGUAAAGGAGUGAAGCAGAAGUCCCCGCCCGCAGCCGUGGCCGUGGCCGUGACCACCGCUGCCCAGCCGCCCGCCGUGCCGGGUGCGCCCGCCGAGAGCGCGCCCGCGCCCGCCCGGAGGUCUGCGGGAAAGAAGCCCACCAGGCGCACCGAGAGGACCUCCGUCGGCGACAGCACCAACUGCCACCGGCCCGAGGAGCCCGCCGCCGCAGACGCGCUGGGGGCGAGCGCGGUGAUCCCUCCGGAGCCCACCAAAACCAGGCCCUGCGGCAACAGCAGAACGAGCCACCGCAAGGAGCUGCGUUCCUCGGUGACCUGCGAGAAGCGCCGCACGCGCGGGCUUAGCAGGAUCGUCCCCAAAUCCAAGGAGUUCAUAGAGACAGAGUCGUCAUCUUCCUCCUCCUCCUCGGACUCGGACCUGGAGUCGGAGCAGGAGGAGUACCCUCUGUGCAAAGCGCAGGCCGUGGCCGCCGCCGCCGCCGCCGCCGCGGCCUCCUCGGGGAGUGACCAAAGGCUGAAGGAGGCGGCUGGCAGCAUCAGCAGUGGCGGCGGCCCCAGGGCCCCUGUAGGCUCCAUCAACGCCAGGACCACCAGCGACAUUGCCAAGGAGCUGGAGGAGCAGUUCUACACGCUGGUCCCUUUCGGCCGCAACGAACUUCUCUCCCCCUUGAAGGACAGUGAUGAGGUCAGGUCUCUCUGGGUCAAAAUUGACCUGACCCUCCUGUCCAGAAUCCCAGAACACCUGCCCCAGGAGCCCGGGGUCUUGAAUGCCCCUGCAGCCAAGGACGCUGAGAGCACACAGCCAAGCCAUCCAUCGGACACUCCUGCCGAGAAGGCUUUGCCAAAAUCCAAGAGGAAACGCAAGUGUGACAACGAAGACGACUACAGGGAGGUCAAGAAGGCCCAGGGAGAGAAAGAGAGCUCUUCACGACUGACCAGCUCUGCCAAUAAUACUUUAUCUGCAAACCACUGCAGCAUGAACAUCAACAGCUUGGCAAUACCAAUAAAUAAAAAUGAAAAAAUGCUCCGGUCACCCAUCUCACCCCUAUCGGAUGCAUCUAAACACAAAUACUCCAGCGAGGACUUAACUUCUUCCAGCAGAUCGAAUGGCAGUGGCUCGUUCACUUCUGCAUCCUCCAACAAAAAGCAUAAGGCUGAGAACCAGCCGCAGUCUCAUGCCGGAGACCUCACGAAGGCCACUCACAACAAUUCCGAAAACGUUCUCCACAAGUCACGGCCACAGACAGAGCCAUGGUCUCCCGGUGCCAACGGCCACAGGGACUGCAAGAGGCAGAAACUUGUCUUCGAUGAUAUGCCACGCAGUGCAGAUUAUUUUAUGCAAGAAGCUAAACGGAUGAAACAUAAAGCAGAUGCAAUGGUGGAAAAGUUUGGAAAGGCUUUGAACUAUGCUGAAGCAGCUUUGUCAUUUAUUGAGUGUGGAAACGCAAUGGAACAAGGCCCAAUGGAAUCCAAAUCUCCUUAUACGAUGUAUUCGGAAACAGUAGAGCUCAUCAGGUAUGCUAUGAGACUAAAAACCCAUUCAGGCCCCAAUGCCACACCAGAGGACAAACAAUUGGCUGCAUUAUGUUACCGCUGCCUGGCUCUGCUGUACUGGCGGAUGUUUCGACUCAAAAGGGACCACGCUGUCAAGUAUUCAAAAGCACUUAUCGACUAUUUCAAGAAUUCAUCUAAAGCUGCCCAAGCCCCAUCUCCAUGGGGAGCCAGUGGAAAGAGCACUGGAACCCCAUCCCCCAUGUCUCCCAACCCCUCCCCGACCAGCUCUGUGGGAUCUCAGGGGAGCCUCUCCAACGCCAACGCCCUGUCCCCUUCAACCAUCGUCAGCAUCCCACAGCGCAUCCACCAGAUGGCAGCCAAUCACGUCAGCAUCACCAACAGCAUUCUCCACAGCUAUGACUACUGGGAGAUGGCAGACAACCUGGCCAAGGAAAACAGAGAAUUCUUCAACGACCUGGAUUUGCUCAUGGGGCCUGUCACCCUGCACAGCAGCAUGGAGCAUCUGGUCCAGUACUCCCAGCAGGGCCUGCACUGGCUGCGGAACAGCACCCACCUGUCAUAG